GCCCGUACCGUGAACGAUCGCCGUCGUCGACCCGUUGUCACCGUUGAAUAGAGUCGAGUUCGUUUCACCAUGCGCUGCUCUUGAUAAACACAUGCGGUCAGUAAGUGGCGGUACUUCUCUGUAUCUUGAUCCCCGUCUAUCCUCCAUUCUCUCUUUCUCUUUCUCUCGCUGUCCAGUCUCCGGGGGACAGAUUCUCCGCGACUCGCGCGCACCGUCGCGGAUGCUCGCAGGUGUUUCGUAUUCCGCGCGAAGGACAUCCUAGAGCCGCAACAAGUAACGCGAUAACGAUCCUCGGAGGGUCGCCAGUGUGUCUUAGCGCGAUCGUUCGAUCGGUUGUCGAUUAAAUUGCGAGCGAUCCGUCCGCCUGGUGCAUCUGUUUGGAAAACGCGAGCAGCGAUCCGUCCAUUGGGGUCGAUGCUUUUCGGGUGCUGUUCAUGGUUUUCGCAAUAUGUUUCGCCGAAUGUCUGCUGUCUUCAGGGAAAAUUUCAUUUUGCCGUUGACCACGCGAUGAAUCGUCGUUUACUCAACGUGUCUAGAUAGUCGGUAGAUAGAAUCGUAGAUUGUAACCACGGUUAUAGACUCCUGAUCGAAUUCGCCUAUCGCGUAGAGUCCCAUUGAAAAAUUACGAUUAGAUAAGUGGGAGAGUGUGGCAGAGGGGACAGAAAGAGAGAUAUCGCGAAAGGUUCGAUUGAUGGCUAGGUGUAGUUCGCGGAAGAAGUGACAGUGGUUUCGAAUGUGUAUAUGGACGAGGUCGCCACGAUGACCGUUCCACCGACACUGCCUGCGAAGGCUCAGGCCAGGGAUGCGAGUCAGGUUGCCCGACAGACUGUGUCAAUCCGAACUGUUUCCAAUCCCCCCACGGCCACUCUGAGCACAGGGGCCGGAGCAACGGUAUUUGUCGGACUUGGCGCUCCUGGCGUCGAUUCCGCGGCAGCCUGCAGGAGAAGAAUCCCGGAAGUGCAAUCCGCGAACGGCUACGGCAAGCAGAACAGCGUGAAACCGACGGCACAGCAGAGCCAGCAACAGCAGCAGCAGGGACAGCAACAGCAACACCAGCAGCAGCAGCAGCAAGCCGCACACGUGGUGAAGAUCAGGAUUAACCCGGAUGGUGAGAAAAACGGCAGGGUGAUAUCCACCGUACGACUGACUCUGGACGAGAACCUCGGGCACGAAGUCGAGCAGGAGAACGGGAUCGCGUGCGAACGUUCGAGCAACCGUGACGGUGGUGUGGUCGUGAGUGCGACGAAUCUGGUGAACGAGCAGCGUUGUGGAAGUGCCGGUGAGGGCUGUGUGAGGAUCAGUGUCGGCUGCAACGCUUUCGAACACAACAACAACAACAACAACGAGAAGCGAAACCGGAACAACGACAGCUCGGUGAAAGACAUGGUGCACCGCGACACCACGGACACCCUGAACUCCUCGUCCACGAACAACCGUUCGAGCGCCUGCUUCUACUACAACUCGUACCAGAGCCCGUUAACCGCGAUGGUGAUGGCCAGCGGACAAUGCUCGCCCAGCGACACCCUGGACAGCGGGACCUGCAGCGACCUGGACGGCACGCCUCCGCCUCUUCCGAAAAAGAAGAACGCAAGCACGGUCACGUUGGCCAACGAGCAGCACAAACGCACCGGAAGCCUGACCAGCAGCGGCGCGGAAGUGGACAGCGACGACAACGAGAGCAACAUCAGCUGCGAUUCCCUGAACGGGGGCGACCUCAACGAUCGAAUAAUGCCGCGAAACGCGAACGGCACCGAUCGAGCGUCCCCAGACUUUCAGGAGACCUUCGAGAAUGGCGUGGACGAUCAUCCAGCGAACGAUACGGUUCUGAACUUAAACCGACUGGACCUGUCGAACGGGGGAUCCGCGCCAGCAGUCACCACGCCGGAUGUCGAGUCGAAUUCCUGCUCGACGAGCGUCUCUCCCAGCGUCUCGCCGUCACCGUCUGCGGCGUCCACCUUGUCGAAAGCAUCCUCCACGCCGAGGAUCAGGAGUCCGGAUCCUCUGAUCGAACAGAACGGGAAACCGUCGUCGCCCAUGGUCAAGGAGUGCACCUACGAGGAGAGGAAGCAGGAGCAGGAGAGGAUAGAGCAAGAGUCCAUCGCGGCGGACGUCGACGUUAGCAUCAAUCCCGUGACUGGCAAGAAGUACCUCUACGAGUACGACAGGUUUUACAAGUUCCACGUGAACGAACUGAAAGGCAACAAUAAGGACGCGAACAGGGGAGUGGUGUUGGGGGAUAAGGACACCGACGAGUGUUUUGCCGGUUACAAGAUCCUCGAUAAGGAAGCCAUACGCAGUGCCAAGGGAACCGUGCGCGGUGUCAAGAACAGGGUACGCGCCGGCAUCGCGACGUUUCUGCAGAAACCCUCCUCGCAGGCGUACAUAAAGAAGGAGUUGGGCAAGGUGGUGGUUUACACGACGACCUCUGGCAUUGUCAGGAAAACGUUCUACAACUGCAAGAAGGUGAAGCAGAUCCUGAGGACGCACAUGGUCAAGUACGACGAGCUGGACCUUUUCGGCGACGCGGAACUCCAGGGCGAAUUGAGAGAUCGUUUGGGACUGACGGCGAUACAAUUACCACAGCUCUUCAUCGAUGGACAACACAUCGGAGGAUUUGACACGGUGGAACGGCUCAACGAAUCCGGGGAGCUGAGGGAUAUGCUUAAGCCUUACCAGAGCGACGACGCGUGCACGGUGUGCUUGUUCUGCGGCGGUUACCAAUGGCAGCUUUGUCCAGUGUGCAACGGUAGCAAAAGGUCCGUGCACCGCAACGACUUCACCGCGGAAUUCGUCGCCCUGAAGUGCGCGAAAUGCGACGUGAACGGUCUGAUUCGCUGCCCCCAUUGCUGAAGGACGAUCAUGCUAGGAGGUAACGACGCUCACGUGCACAAACGACACCAUAAAUCCUCGAAGCUGCGAUCGGACAACUGGCAUACACCUCUCUCUAUUUAAGACUAAGGUGCUACGAGAGUAUAUUGCAUUACAAGUUAAGGAACACGCGCUGUCGCGUCGAAAGAACAAUAGAAUCGCUCGUCCAACGCUCAAAUUGUUCGUUUCGUUCAGACGGGGAGCGACAGGGAUGUUCGAUUCUUUGCAAAACGAUCGAUGCGAAAAAUAUUCAAACACCAUAUUUCGCGUACGCUUUGAAAUCUUUGAGUCGGAUUUGCGUUAUUUAUAUUUAAGACGAGGCAGCAAAUUAGCUUAGAAAUUAAGCGUCAAACGAGUCACCGUUCAUCAGUGAUUUAUCGUAUGGUAGUCAAUUAAAAUGAUGUCUGCUUUUGAAAAUAAACGUUCGGCUGGAACGGACAUUCUCUAUCUGAUGACAACAGUUAGGCAGAAGCUCCGACGAAAUACUUGCUUUUAACGUAUAGAAACUCGAGAGUCGAUUUAAAAAAUUCUUGAUUAAUCAAACUUGUAAGUUAGAAGAAUCGAGUCAAAGGAUCGGUAGUUGGUUUGAGAUAAUGGUUCGUUUAUUCGUAAAUUUAUUCAGAAACGGACAUCCCUAGGUAUGGUUUCCAUCGCUGGGAAUUCCCCUCGCGAGUGACCGAGAGCUCGCGGCGCAAACACGAAUUGGAAAUUCGAGAUAAAAGCUGCGCUCGUACGCUCGAAUCCGGCCAUCGAGCACAAUCCGUAGACGCUAAUGGCGCGACCGCGCCCGUGAACUGUAAAAUAUCGGUUAAUAAAGCUUAUCUAAAGUUUUUUAAU
Colletes gigas is the source of this 3705-nucleotide messenger RNA. RefSeq names its product myb-like protein M. Bases 742 to 2850 code for a protein of 702 amino acids. The record is from RefSeq and is a predicted model, not a curated record. Gene Ontology annotation, biological process: sensory perception of sound. Lineage: Eukaryota; Metazoa; Arthropoda; Insecta; Hymenoptera; Colletidae. The transcript has 4 exons.